This is a messenger RNA of Episyrphus balteatus (marmalade hoverfly), 1498 nucleotides long. Its product is annotated as hexokinase type 2-like. The transcript has a single exon. Gene Ontology annotation, biological process: glucose 6-phosphate metabolic process; intracellular glucose homeostasis; glycolytic process. Gene Ontology annotation, molecular function: ATP binding; mannokinase activity; fructokinase activity. Gene Ontology annotation, cellular component: cytosol; mitochondrion. The record is from RefSeq and is a predicted model, not a curated record. The coding region runs from base 33 to 1373 and encodes 446 amino acids. NCBI's taxonomy places the organism in Eukaryota, Metazoa, Arthropoda, Insecta, Diptera, Syrphidae.
GACAGUUGUCUUUUAGAAUUUCACAUAUCAACAUGUCUGCUAAAACACCUAGAGUUCGUACUUUGAUGGAAGAGUUUACUCUAAAUAAUUCUCAGCUAGCUGAGGUUAGUCGGAGGUUCUUAAAUGAAAUCAAUCGUGGUUUGUGUGCUCAGACCCAUGAUAACGCCGACGUUAAGUGCUUUCCAACGUACGUUCAAGAUCUUCCAACUGGAGAAGAAGUCGGAAAAUACUUGGCAUUAGAUCUUGGUGGAACGAAUUUUCGGGUAUUGCUGGUGACCUUGAAGGCUCAUCACGAAGUCGACAUGGAAUCAAAGAUAUUUGCCAUACCCAAGGAAAUCAUGACUGGUCCUGGGGUCCAGCUUUUCGAUCAUAUUGCUGAAUGCCUUUACACCUUUAUGAAGGAGCAAAAUUUGGUAGAUGAACAUCUUCAUCUGGGAUUCACAUUUUCGUUUCCCUGUCAACAGUUGGGUUUGACUAAGGGAAUUCUUGUCCGUUGGACAAAAGGUUUCAAUUGUGCGGGAGUAGAAAACGAAGAUGUUGUGCUGCUGCUGAAAGAUGCACUUAAACGUCGUCAAGUUGAUAUAUCUGUCGUUGCCAUACUCAACGAUACCACAGGAACACUCAUGUCAUGUGCUCAUAGAAAUAAACAUUGCAAGAUCGGUGUAAUCAUUGGAACCGGUUGCAAUGCAUGUUAUCUGGAACGUGUGGAAAACGUUGACCUCUAUGACGGGCCUUCGGACAAGUCUCACGUCAUCAUUAACACAGAAUUCGGAGCUUUUGGUGAGAGUGGAAUGUUGGACUUUGUCCGUUCGGAGUAUGAUCGUUUUGUUGAUCAAGCCUCAAUGAAUCCCGGAAGGCAAAUCUAUGAAAAAAUGAUCUCAGGCAUGUACAUGGGUGAGAUUGUUAGAUUAGCUUUAUUAAAGGCGAUCGAUAAAAAGCUUAUUUUCACUGAUUCUGGACGGAAACCACAACGUCUUCAGAUUGUUGGAAGUUUUGAGACUAAAUUCGUUUCGGAUAUUGAAUCUGAUCCCAAUGGUGAUUUUACAAAUUGCAGAGCAAUUCUAGCUGGAUUGGGUAUUCGUAAUGCAACAGAUGAUGACUGUUCCGAUGUAAGGUAUAUCUGUGAGUGUGUUUCGAAGCGAGCUGCCCAUCUUGUAGCAUGUGGGUUAGCUAUGUUGAUAAAUAAGAUCGAUGAACCGUUUGUGACGGUGGGUGUUGAUGGCACAGUAUAUAGACUGCAUCCUAAAUUCAAGGGUUACAUGUUUGAGAAAAUGAGGCAACUAGUCAAGCCGGGUAUCGAAUUUGAUUUGAUGCUAUCGGAGGAUGGAUCGGGACGUGGAGCUGCGCUGGUCGCCGCCACUGUUGCUGUAUAAAAUUUGAUAUUCUCGAUAAAAUUAGUUUAAGAAUUCUUGUUAACUAAAUUGUUAUCUAUAUGAAGAAAAAUAAAAAUAAUUUAAAUUAGUUAAUUUAAAUAAAGAUUAGAAAAUUGUGUCAAAAA